Molecule: messenger RNA, 741 nt
Organism: Octodon degus (degu)
Lineage: Eukaryota; Metazoa; Chordata; Mammalia; Rodentia; Octodontidae
Gene: Pomp
Product: proteasome maturation protein
Exons: 6
Coding region: 262-687 (141 amino acids)
Biological process (GO): proteasome assembly
Cellular component (GO): nucleus; cytoplasm
Source: RefSeq, a predicted model, not a curated record
UCCCGCGGCACGUCUCGUCCUACCCCCCCUCUUCCCAGUCCACGGCCUGACUGCGCCCUUGGCCCUCGGCCCCCAGAGACUGCGACCGUGGGAGCGCCGGCCCCGCGCAGCUCCCUCACUGAGCCCCGCGCCCCCUUCCUUCCUCGCCCGGACGGACGCACUUCCGGCGGAUGUGGGGGGGCGGCCCCCGGAAACGGAAGUGAGCGGCCGCGCCGGCUGACGGUAACCGGACUCCGCGACCGUUCACACAGCGGACUGAAGAUGAAUGCCAGAGGACUUGGAUCUCAGCUAAAGGAUAGUAUUCCAGUUACUGAACUUUCAGCAAGUGGGCCUUUUGAACGACAUGAUCUUCUUCGAAAAGGUUUUCCAUGUGUGAAAAAUGAACUGUUACCAAGUCAUGCUCUUGAAUUAUCAGAAAAAAAUUUCCAGCUCAACCAAGAUAAAAUGAAUUUUUCCACACUGAGAAACAUCCAAGGUCUGUUUGCUCCUCUUAAAUUACAAAUGGAAUUCAAAGCAGUACAGCAGGUUCAGCGUCUUCCAUUUCUUUCUAGCUCUAACCUUUCAUUGGAUAUUUUGAGGGGUAAUGAUGAGACUAUUGGAUUUGAAGAUAUUCUCAAUGAUCCAUCCCAAAGCGAGCUCAUGGGGGAACCACACUUGAUGGUGGAAUAUAAGCUUGGUUUACUGUGAUAUAUGUGUGUGCUGUUCAUGAACAAGAGAGGGCAUCGUAUUGUAGUUGUCUUU